This is a messenger RNA of Anopheles marshallii, 1899 nucleotides long. RefSeq lists its product as uncharacterized. NCBI's taxonomy places the organism in Eukaryota, Metazoa, Arthropoda, Insecta, Diptera, Culicidae. The record is from RefSeq and is a predicted model, not a curated record. The transcript has a single exon. Bases 1 to 1899 code for a protein of 632 amino acids. Gene Ontology annotation, cellular component: nucleus.
AUGGAGUUAAAGUUUGACCAUCGACGAACGAUGCGGGGCAUUCGCAAAUGCACCCAGUGCGGAACAUUUAAUGGGAACCGGGCUAUAAAGUGUAAAAAUCAACUUUGCCAAAGAACACUGAAUAAAAUUCCUCAACCCGCAAAACGCGACUCGUUACCUGAUCUGAUGGUCGUAAAACUGCUCCAAACGGGUUAUACGAAUGGUCAAGUGUACAGUGUUCGCGAUGGUCAUAGUGAUGGUUUGCGGAACAUCAUCCGGACGAAUAUCAGCGCCGAUGGCACACUUGGGGCCCUUACGAUCAUCCAAGGCAACGAUAUAUCUGAUACAGGGAAUGUGACACAAAUUAUUUCGUCAUGUAAAUCCAUGAAUACAGCCGAAGCAUUACCAUUUGCGAAGGAAACAAUCAGUGCGCUCGCCAUUUCGGAAGAGGAAAAACUUUCCUUGUGGGAAAGACGUUGCCAUGCGGGAGGUCCAUUGGUGCAGCGUGUAUCGAGCGAUUUGUUCGUCGUUGGUCACUGGCCUUCAGCGUACGGACUGUGCCAUGUGGUGGCAUUGAAAAAGAAUCAAAAAUAUUCCCAUUUUCAUUGCGAUAGUCAAAAUUGUGAGCAAACUGAAUCGUCUCGAACCGUAUGCUGGCAUAUGCAAGCAGUAGCAGCAGGUUUGCUAAGCGCCCCAGACAAAGGUGAUGACCUAUGGGCAGAUCUAUUGCAACAAUUCGUAUGUCAGAAAACAACUACGGUGCUAGAUGGUGUUCCUGAUGAGAAUGCGGUACUUUCGUACGAAUAUUUUCUAGCGGCAGAUGAUGCUGGCUUCAUAUCAGUGCCUAGCGAACACAUUGAAAUUCAGUCGAUGCUGAAUUCGACGUAUAUGGAACUUUUGAACAAUGGAGAAAGCAGUAAUAUGGACACGGAUGAAACGACAAAUCAUUUGCUGCCUACCACCAGCAUUCCGGACAUAUUCCCCGGUGGCGAAGAAAGUCUCCAUCUAAUGGACUGCCAGAUCGAACUGAUGGAUGAACUCGAUCCAACGGAUCGUAUCGAUUUCUGUCCAUCUUUCAUCGAGUGUGAGGAUAGUCUGCCAGCGCAGGAAACCGAAGAUAAUUCGCAGGCAGAGGACUUAGUGCGAAUCACGACCAAAAAAGGUGCCCUUAAACGAUCUGGAAAAGUUACUCAUGAGCUUACUCGAGGAAGUUAUAGCGUCCGCAAGCUAAUGAAUGUGCUCGAAUCAAAUGGAAUAAUCUUUAAUCGGCUGCAACACGUGAGCGGUCCAAAGAAUGUUGCCAAAAGUUCACCCACGCCAGCUUACGAGGCAACUCAGUGUAGCUUAUCGUUCACGUGCUGGCUGGAGUCGGUAAUCGAGCAACUGAACUCCGUCAUCGAUUACAACACGGAUGGUAAACCGGCCGUACAAACGUUUCGCAUACAGGAAGAUUUUUUCCGCUGUUUGCGGGCACGCUUCUCCAUUGGCCACCGUUUGCGACAACCGGAACGGGCAGAUCGAUCCACAGACACAGAAAGCGAUCGGUCACAGAGGUAUAAAUUUACACACCACAAAAGCCUUCUGCAUGUGUUUCGAACGGAUAAGAUUGCGCUUUGCUUCGAAAAAAAGUUCAAACGGGGAGCGGAUGAUCGUUACGUUCCGUUGGAGGAUGACGAAAGCGAACCCGCUUCGGAGCAGGAAAGUCGACCCAUUCGACCGCAUUCAUACACCACGUACAUUAAGCUGGGACGCUACAGGCACGAACCGGACCCGGAACGGGUGUAUUACUUUUUGCUCGAAUGGAUUGACGGUGUAUUGCCGCGCAGUGGCUUUGGUGAACUUCGGAUAUCGUUCCAAUACGGGCAUCGGAUGAACAAACAGUACUUGACACCACCGGGUAGGUUGCUGCACACAGAGUAA